AACCACAACCGAUACCAGGAACCACCAACAAAACCACCAAGGAUUUUAUCACCAAGAUUUAAAGCCCAAACAGCAAAGCAGAACGCAAAAUGACAGUCCCAGAGCACAGCUUCGCCGCGCCCGCGCAGACGGUGACUUGCAAUGGCUUGCUUUUCGACAUGGACGGAACGAUUAUCGAUUCCACCGAGGCGGUGGUUAAGAAUUGGCAGAAGAUAGGCCGAGAAAUCGGCGUCGACGCAGACGUGAUCCUCGCAACCUCCCACGGCCGCCGCUCCAUCGACGUGCUCGCCAUGUACGAGCCGAAGCUGGCCAACUGGGACUACAUCAGCCGGGUGGAAGCCCUCAUCCCGACCGAAUACGGGGCCGACGCCGUCGAGAUCCCCGGGUCGCGCGCCUUCCUGGACGACAUCGAUCGGAGGUCGUUGCCAUGGUGCAUCGUGACGUCCGGGACGAGGCCUUUGGUUAGCGGAUGGCUGGAUGUUUUGAAACUCGCACAUCCUAAAAAUCUUGUGACGGCCGAGGACGUCGAACACGGCAAGCCAGAUCCGGCAUGCUACCUCCUAGGGCGAACCAAGCUCGAGCUGGCGCAGGAGAACCCCUCGGUCGUCGUCUUUGAGGAUGCUCCCGCGGGCGUGCGCUCUGGCAAGGCCGCUGGGUUCAGAGUCGUAGCGCUGGCGACGACGCACAAGAUCGAGCAGUUGGUCGACGCCGGCGCAGACUGGAUCGUCCGCGACAUGAGGAGCGUGAGGCUGAAGUCUUGGAACAAAGGGACCGGAGAAGCUGAGUUGGAAAUCGUGGACGCUUUGCUAUUAUGUGAUACGACUUGAUUCAGAUUUGUGAUUUGAUCUGCAUUGGUUUUUUGCGUUUGUA
This is a messenger RNA of Aaosphaeria arxii CBS 175.79, 870 nucleotides long. RefSeq names its product HAD-like protein. The coding region runs from base 90 to 827 and encodes 245 amino acids. NCBI's taxonomy places the organism in Eukaryota, Fungi, Ascomycota, Dothideomycetes, Pleosporales. The record is from RefSeq and is a predicted model, not a curated record. The transcript has 5 exons. Gene Ontology annotation, molecular function: beta-phosphoglucomutase activity; sugar-phosphatase activity.